This is a messenger RNA of Aspergillus saccharolyticus JOP 1030-1, 1020 nucleotides long. Its product is annotated as putative DNA repair protein Dds20/Mei5. The record is from RefSeq and is a predicted model, not a curated record. The transcript has 5 exons. Bases 1 to 954 code for a protein of 317 amino acids. Lineage: Eukaryota; Fungi; Ascomycota; Eurotiomycetes; Eurotiales; Aspergillaceae. Gene Ontology annotation, biological process: DNA recombination.
AUGAACAACAGCAAACGCCGCCGUCUCAAUCCCACGGCCACCUCCUCCUCGACCCUCUCCAAACCAUUCAAGUCCCCACUGCGCAGACCCGUCCCAGCUACAGAUCAGCAUGGAGAGACAGCUACCCACGCCCCAGAUAGCGCCGACAGCGCGGAUACAGGAGGGAGUGACGCAGCUAUAGCUUCGUGUUUAACUGCAACUGAGACCGUGCAGGUUGGGAAGCAGCAUCUCGCUCUCGAGGAUCCCCGCGUCACCACCACUCCCACUGGGUUCAGGACUAACUCCUCAGUCCCACGGCCGGUGCCGGUCCCAGGGCCGGGCUCACAGCCCAACAACCCACGCUUCGAACCACCUACACCGAACUCCCAAGCCCCAUGCCCAUCCCAAACCUCACGCCGUCCUCCCCGCACCCCGCGCACCACCCGCACCACAACCCGAUCCAUACAGACAAACGAAACAGACAACCAAACAAUCCUCCCCCUGACCACCCAAAAAACCCUCCUCGCCGCAGAAGUCGCCGCCCUGACCCGCGAAUACGAGACCAUCCAGCAGGCCCUGCGCAUCGAAGCGCAGCAUAAAACGGAAGAGCUGGAGCGUCUCAUCGCCCUGUGGAGGGGGGUGAGUCAGCGGGCGGCGGAGGAGGUGUUUCUUUCUGCGAGGGAGAGGGUGGAGCGGAUGGGGGGGUUGCGCGGGAUCACGCAGAGGAGAGACUCUUGGGGGUGGGAUGAGGGGGAUCAGCAGGGACAACUAUCUGCCCAGUCUGCCCAGUCUGGUUGGGAGGAGGAUUGCAUUGGGGAUAGUAGAGAUGAUGCUGGGUAUCUAGCGACAGGGAGAGGAAAGGAGGAGGAAGAGGAGCAGGAGGAUCAGGAAUUCACGAUGGAUGUCAUGUUGAGGAUGAUGAAGAUUGAUUUGGGGGUGAUUGGAUAUGAUGUUGAAAAGGCGGGAUGGGUUUGAUUCUGUUCUGUCUAGUUCUCUGUAUGAGUAUGCAUACUGUGUAUCCCGCAAAAUAAACGUAAUGUG